AUGGAUUCCAAAAGAGCAAUCCUCAUUGUUGGCCUAUUGGCAAUCGUUCUUCUUAUUUCCUCAGAGGUGUCAGCUAGAGAAUUAACUGAAGAGGUUGUUGAAAACUCAAAUGAACUAAAUGAUGCCAAAUUUUUGGGUUUUCAUCGACACGGUCACCGUCAUGGACAUCAUGGACAUGGGGUUGAUUCUGACAAUGGUAAUUGA
Messenger RNA from Lathyrus sativus (Indian pea), 204 nucleotides. Lineage: Eukaryota; Viridiplantae; Streptophyta; Magnoliopsida; Fabales; Fabaceae. The record is from the annotation of a GenBank genome assembly.